This is a messenger RNA of Dendrobium catenatum, 1516 nucleotides long. RefSeq lists its product as uncharacterized. The transcript has 7 exons. Lineage: Eukaryota; Viridiplantae; Streptophyta; Magnoliopsida; Asparagales; Orchidaceae. The record is from RefSeq and is a predicted model, not a curated record. The coding region runs from base 123 to 1118 and encodes 331 amino acids.
AAAAGGGAGAAAGAAGCGCUCUCUCCGUAACUCGGUCUCCUCUCACUGAAGGAAAGAAUCGCCGACCAAAAUCCUCUUGGAGGUUAUAGAAGAGGAGACAGAGAGUGAGAGAGGCCGAGCUCAUGUCUUCCUUCAUCGCUUUGAGGCCUCUAUCACCGGCGCUCUCUUCUUCCUCCUCUACUCCAUUUAUCUCACCGCCUCUGUGUUCUGUUCCAUGCCUUCCUCUCUUCUCUGUGUCGUUUCCUCCGCAGAGGCGGAGCUCCUGCAGUUUGAGAGCUCUUUGCGUACAGGAUCCUGGAAGCAUCGCCUCUGAUGGAGACACCAAGCCGCCCAAUGGGAAUCUGCCCAAGAGCAGGAGGGAGAUUCUUUUAGAGUACAUAAAAAAUGUUCAGCCUGAUAUUCUGCAGUUAUUUAUGAAAAGGGCACCGCAGCAGAUUGUGGAUGCAAUGCGCCAGACCGUGACAAAUAUGAUUGGAACACUCCCCCCUCAAUUUUUUGCGGUGACUGUUACCACAGUUGCAGAAAACUUGGCGCAGCUCAUGUAUAGCGUGAUGAUGACUGGUUAUAUGUUCAGGAAUGCACAAUAUCGCCUGGAACUGCAACAAACUGUAGAGCAAAUUGCACUUCCCGACGCAAAAGAGGAGGAUGCUCCAGAUUAUGCACCUGGUUCGCAGAAGAAAGUGACUGGAGAAGUUAUCAGGUGGAAUAAGGUUUCUGGCCCCGAGAAAAUGGAUGCAGUGAAAUACAUCGAGUAUUUGGAAGCAGAGAUCGAGGAACUGAAUGAGCAAGUCAAGAGGAGGUCUGCAAAUGGAAAUAAUGAACUUUUGGAGUACCUUAAAACCCUUGAGCCUCAGAAUUUGAAGGAACUCACAAGUAGUGCUGGCGAAGACGUAGUUUUUGCUAUGAAUACCUUCAUAAAGCGCCUGUUGGCUGUUUCAGAUCCUGCAAAAAUGAAGACAGCAGUCACCGAGACUAGUGCACCUGAACUAGCAAAUUUACUCUAUUGGUUGAUGGUGGUUGGUUACAGCAUUCGCAAUAUUGAAGUGAGAUUUGACAUGGAAAAGGUGCUUGGUGCUCCUCCCAAGCUCGCUGAACUACCACCUGGUGAAAACAUUUAGAGCCGUAGAACUUCAGCAAGAAUGGGUUUUCAAAUACAGAAAUUAAAACGGUUAGGUUACUCUCCAUGCUAAUAUGCUGUCCAACUUUUACAACUUUAGGGUAUUCAUGUACUGAUUUGAUACAUGCAUAUUCUUAAUAGUCCAUAUACUUCAGAUUUUCUAGGCAUGUACAAGGCCUUGUUUCAGAGGGUCAAUCCAUAUAGCCUUGAAUAAUCUGUUAUUCCAUUUCCUAGAAUCUUAUCUUUGUCGUUCUGUCUCUUUUUAUAUUCUAAUGGAUAUGGGCUAGGGGCAGAGAUCACUGGCUAGGGAUGCCAAAAACUGACUCAAUCCAUUUACUGGAAAAAAAAGAGAUUAAUGCUUCUCUAAUCACUGUAUUGAUUUAGCAUUAUUGGUUGACU